CAAUCAUAAUUCAAGAAACUGGAAGUGAUACUCCACCUCUAAGAAGCACGCGUGCGCGUGGGGGCACUGAACAAUGAGGUCUCUGUUGCUCUGUCCCCGCGCGCACCUUGUUUUCUUUCUCAAGUUUUAAAGUCCCAUCUGCUUCAAUCGGUCCACCACCACCACCUCCACCUCCACCACCACCACCACUCUUCAAUCUUCAUUACUCUCAAUUUCAUUUACUUUUCAAAAUAUAGUGCGUAAGAGUGAGAGUGAGAGACUACAGAGGUUUCUUUCCCAUGGCGUCCACCAAAGAAAGAGAGAACCACAUCUACAUGGCUAAGCUUGCCGAGCAAGCUGAGCGCUACAACGAUAUGGUGGAACAGAUGAAGAAAAGGGUGACGAAGAGCGCUGAACCCGGCAUGGAACUGAGCGUGGAAGAGAGGAACCUGUUCUCCGUUGCGUACAAGAACAUGGUGGGAGCUCGCAGAGCCUCGUGGAGGAUCCUAUCCUCGCUCGAGCAGAAGGAAGAAUCGAAAGGGAACGAUCAGAACCUGAAGCGGAUCAAGGAAUAUAGGCACAAGGUCGAGUCCGAGCUCUCUGACAUUUGCGCCGACAUCAUCUCCCUCAUCGACGAUCAUCUCAUUCCGGCUUGCUCCACCGGAGAGUCCACCGUCUUUUUCAACAAAAUGAAAGGGGAUUAUUAUCGGUAUUUGGCGGAGUUUAAGGCUGGUGAUGAGAAGAAAGAGACUGCUGAUCUGUCAAUGAAAGCUUACCAGGCAGCUUCUACUACAGCAGAAGCUGAAUUACCUCCUACACAUCCCAUCAGACUGGGUUUGGCCUUGAAUUUCUCUGUAUUUCAUUAUGAAAUUAUGAACUCUCCUGAAAGGGCUUGUUACCUGGCAAAGCAAGCCUUUGAUGAAGCUAUCUCGGAGUUGGAUACUUUGAACGAGGAAUCUUACAAAGACAGCACUUUAAUUAUGCAGCUCUUGAGGGAUAACCUCACAUUGUGGACUUCUGACAUCCCAGAGAAUGAAGAAGAAGGCCAAAAGCUGGACAUAUCUGCCAAAGUAGGUGCAGGUGAAGAUGCAGAGUGAACCGAAGCAGCUUCAAAACUUGGGAAUUAGAAAUCUGUAGACGGAGAAAAUUGUUGAUGCCUGCUAAACUCAAGGGUGCUUUUUACUUUUUUCGCUCUCUCUCACACUCUGUCACAAGGGUAAUUCUAGUUCUAUCACUCGUUUUUGUUGUGGGUUUGUCUUUGUGACUAUAGUUUCUCUUUGGAUUAUCAGACCAUUUGCAACCCCGAAGUGGUUACUUCAUUCUGUAUGUUGUUAGCUAUUGGCUUAAUCUGAAGGCUUUUAAAGGUUUCUUGAGGCCUUCUUGUCAUAUUUUUCUGUUUGAUGAACAUGUGACACCAUUUAGAUGGUGUCGUAUUAAUUGUCUUGUUUUUGUA
Messenger RNA from Quercus robur (English oak), 1432 nucleotides. Its product is annotated as 14-3-3 protein 9-like. The transcript is spliced from 7 exons. Lineage: Eukaryota; Viridiplantae; Streptophyta; Magnoliopsida; Fagales; Fagaceae. The record is from RefSeq and is a predicted model, not a curated record. Gene Ontology annotation, biological process: signal transduction. Gene Ontology annotation, cellular component: cytoplasm. The coding region runs from base 279 to 1076 and encodes 265 amino acids.